CAUGGGGAGACAGCAGUCCACAUAGCAGCUGGCCUAGGACAACUGGAAAUUGUUAAGUUUCUACAUUCACAUGGAGCUGAUAUUAGUUUGUUAGAUUCACAUGGUGAUAGUGCCAUAUAUUGGGCUGCAAGACAAGGUCAUUCAGAAGUCAUCAAAUACUUAUUUGAACAAAGAGUUUCUGUUGAUACACAGAAUAAGGCGGGUGAAACAGCUCUACAUGUAGCAGCCCGAUAUGGACACAGUGACACAUUAAAACUACUGUGCAAGUUUGGUGCCAACUAUAACAUGCCUGAUGAGCAUGGUGAGACUGCUCUGCACAUUGCUGUAUGGCAUGGUUUUCCCAGGAUUGUCUUUGUUCUCUGUGAAGUAGGUGCUUCUCCUAAUUUAAAAAACAAGGAAGAAGAAACCCCUCUUCAUUGUGCUACAGCUCGAGGUCAUGCAGAGAGUGUGCGUUGCUUAUUGGAAGCAGGUGCUGAUGUGAAUUUGCUUGACAAGAAUGGUUGCACUCCACUCCAUUUAGCUACAAGAAGACAUCAUGUAGUUGUGGCCAUGUUAUUAUUGCAGGCAAGCUGUCAAGUAGAUGUUGUGGAUCAUCAUGGUGAAGCCCCAAUCCACAUUGUAGCCAGAGAAGGCCUCUUACCAUUAGCUCAGAAUUUGUGUGCCUUUGGAUGUCGAGUUGACAUACCUAACCAGGAUGGCAUCCCAGCAGAAAUAACAGCCUUGGCUCAAGGUUUUACUGAUAUUGGAGAGUUGCUGAAUAGAUUAAGAAAUGAGCAAUUACGUGAAGAUUACAUAGCCCAACUUAUUCCUACAACUCAGCCUAUUUCUCGCGUGAAAUUGAAGUUAUUUGGUCACAGUGGUGUCGGGAAGACAACAUUAGUUGAUUCAUUAAAAUGUGGAUACUUCAGCAGCUUUUUCAGAAGAUCUCGAGCAUCAUCUCCAACUCCUUCUGAUCACAGAAAAUCUAAGAACAGUUGUAAUUCCAGUACUUCAAGCAUAGAGCUAAGUGUAGCUACCUCUAACAGUAUUCCUUUGAUAUUUGAGACUAACAUGGAAUAUUAUACAAAAGGUGUGGACAUACAGCAACUCAGCAUCCCAGGUGUUGGAGACCUUAGUGUGUGGGAAUUUUCUGGUCACGAACCUUAUUUCAUUGUCUAUGACCAUUUUAUUGGUAACACCAACUGCCUUCAUGCUAUAGUGUUUAGAAUGAAUGACCCACCAGAAGUACGUUAUCAACAAAUUCUCUUCUGGCUUCAUUUUCUUCAAGUUCGCAUUCCACCCAUUGAACCGUUGAGUUAUUGUGGUAGAAGCAAAAAUCCUGCUAAAGUUGUAUUAAUAGCUACUCAUGCUGAUGUGGCUGGAAUAUACCGUAACUCCUCUUCUGGAGAAUAUAUGAACACAGAAGUAACCCCAAUGUUGCAAGACCUUAGGAAACAGUUUGAAAAUAUUCUUGACUUGCAUGAUACUGUAUAUAUCACAGAUGCUCAUGUAGCGGGAUCCCCUGGCAUGAAACAUUUGAAACAGUAUUUGAGUACAGAGAAAGUCAAGGUUGUUCAGAAUCUUCCUAAGCAAACAGGAUUUCUUGACUCUAUGAUUUCUCAUCUACCAUCUUGGAGGAAGUCUUCUGCUGUCUUUCCUGUGUUGUCAUGGCAACAGUUUGUUGACAUGGUGCAUUUGCAGAUUAAUCCAUUAGCUGGAGAAGAUCAUAUGAAAGAACUGAUUACACAGCUGCAGUUAACAGGAGAGGUGCUGUACCUUAAGUCAGAAAGUCAGGAUGUUGUUGUACUGAACCCAAGGUGGUUGUGUGUAGAUGUUGUAGGUCAGCUCUUGUCACAUGAUCAUCUUCAGCAAGCUCGUGUGACGGGUUGUUAUACUGUAGAUGACAUUCAGCUUCUGUUUCCUGAAACUGAUGCAUUGGACUUACUUCAGGUUUUGGAAGCCCUCCAUCUGUGUACGCAAUGUGAGAGUGAUGGUGAUAUCGAAUACGAGUUUCCAGUUUUUAACCUUGUUGAGACUCUUGAAGGACUGUGGGAUGAAAAUGAUUUAAGGUAUCAUAAUGGAGUUUAUGGAGGUGUGCAAAUCAGGCCACAAGCUGGAAUGUGCCACGUGAUACCCAGACUUUUCCCACGUGUCCAGGUUCAACUAAGACGGUCAAUUCAUCAACAUCCAGAUCCUGAAAAUGAUCUUUAUCAGUGGCAUUUGGGGAGCAAGUUCUGUAGUGGAUGUUUAGAAGGAAUAAUCACUCUUACUGACCACGAAGCAAUAGAAAUCAAAGUUCGUGGUCCAAAUAGUCAUAAGAUAGACAGUUUCUACUUUUUGGAGGACUUGCUGAGUGUGGUAGAUCAAGUUCUUGGUGACAUUUGUCCUGGUCUUGUGGUGGAAAGACAUUUUCUUAGUGCUUCUCAGUUGCAGUCUCAUGUGGAUAAUCCAGUCAGUUUUCCACCAGACCUGGUAAUGAAACAGUUGAUUAAGAAUGGGCCAGAUGCUGUGAUUGAAAGAGAGAAUGUACAAGAAAAAGUUCUAGACUUAUUUUGUAGUGGUGCCACUGAGCUUCAGAGGUAUCUAAAUCCAGAUUCAGGUGUCUCACCUGGAUUAACUCUUGCACCUGAUAUUCAUGUGUCUCACCUGUCAGUGCUGACUCGCCAAAAUCUUUGUGCUAUACUGGAUCCUCCAGAAUCCAUGGGUCGUGAUUGGUGCAUGUUGGGAGUUCGGCUUGGGAUGACAGAUGAACUUCCACAUAUUGACCCUGGAGAAAAUUCAAGGAACAGUCCCACAGCUCGAACACUGGAACAGUGGUCAAAAAAUCCCAACAGCACUAUAAAGAGUCUUCUCAGUAAACUGGAAGAGUUAGGUCGUGAAGAUGCUAUUCAAAUAAUAUUAAAAUGCGGACCUCUUUUCAAAGUACGUCCAUCUGAAGUGGAGAUUGUUGCAGAAGAUGUUGUAAUUGUAGGAGCAGGCUCACACACAUCCAGCUCUAAUCUGUCACGAUAAUCUUAAAAUACAUAAAAAUAGGCUGAUGUACCUCAGAUUUCAACCUCUUAUGAUUGAAACAAACUGUGUUAAUGUUAGUUUAAUGUAUAGCUCAGGUUCCAGUUUAUCACGAUUGUUUCAAUUACAAUUAAGCAUACAUACCUCAGGUGAAAACCUGUUAUAGUAAUUAAAGCUGUUUUAAAGCAGGUUUACAUGCCUCUUGUUUCAGAAUUUUUUAUAGAAAAGAUGUGUUGUUUGUGAAAUUAAAAAUUUUCUGAAGUAAUUUCUUCAUUUGAUUAAGUUUAAAAACCAUUUAUUUCAUAUAUCAGUAAAAGAUAAAUGUAUCUAAUUAAUUUUUAGUUAAAACUAGUAUCAUAAAAUGAAGUCUACAUGUUUUUACAUCAGAGAUUAUACAUAAAUAAACACAAUUAGUAGUUGUAGGACUGUCUUGUUGAACAUUCUCAAACAUGCUGUUCUAUCAGAAAUUAUAGCUAGCUGAACUUUAGAAUGGUGCCAUUAAAAAAAUUUAAAAUAUACUGCUACAUCAAGAAAUAUAGGUAUUUAAAUUUUGAACUCGCUCUGAACUAACCAAAAGUUCCCUAACAUGUUUAUAGUCUCAUAGAAUAAAGCCAUUAAGGUAUAUAAAAGCCACAGAACUAAUCUUAAAAUAUCCAUAUUGGGUUGUUAUUGCAAGUUUAAAUGUGUAAUUAAAUGUUUUGCACAUUAUAUGCUUAAUGAAAUGUAGGACUGAUGGUGUAAGAAUCCCUUACACUUUUUAACUUGUACACUGACAGAUCCAGAAUUAUACAAAAUAUUUUUGUGUAAAUAUAAUAAAGUAAAUUUUAUAUGGAUGCGUUAAUAUUAAUUUGUGAUCAGAGCAAAACUAAAAAUUGUAGCAAUGAUUAUAGCUAAUUAGAUACACUUUUUGUAUGUUUCUAAGAUUAUAAUGAAUCGUUUCAUCAGUUAGGUAACCUCAGAGUUAAUGAUAUUUUUGGUUGUAAUCUCAAUAUUAUCUUACCUAGUUCAGCCAGCUUAUUGGAUUUAGUUCAGUCUUUAAUGCCUAUUUAAAGCAUAAUAAUAAUGAAGAUAAAAUUAAAAAGUAGUUUCAUUCGAUAUACUAAAUAAUAUAACCAACACUGUUAAUGGAUAUAAGAUAAAUAAAUGAUAGAGUAUAACUUACUUAAGGAACACAGAAAAUUAGCUAUUCACUUGAACCACUGUCAUAAAAGUUUAUUUCUUUGAAAAAUAUAAAUUUAGUAUAAUAUGCCCAAUUUUUCUUAUGGCUUGUAUCAUCUGAGAAUAGUUUUUAAUGAUGUGAGGUUGAUUCACUUGUUAGCCACCACAAAAGUUCUGAUAAGUCUAAGCUAAUUAGCUUCAGGUUUCUUACUUUUCUGCCAUAUUUUUGAGUGAAUAAAACCCACUGUUAUUCAUAGUUGAUAUAGAAAAGAAAAACAUUGAUGUAUGAACUUUGAACUAGCAUUUUUCUCCCAUUGAGGAUUCUUUGGAAGAUCAUUAGUGUGAUUGAUCUAAAAACAAAGGUUAGUAUAAGGUAAACUGUGCAAUGUGAAAAAAAUAUUGAUUUGAUUCUUUAUAAAACAUUUAAGUACCUCUAACUGGAUUAAUAUGUAGUUGAAAUUCAUGUGGAACUUAGUAAUAAGUAUGUAUACUGCUGUGAAAGAGGUGUGGAAAAGCAAAGUGAUUUAUUAAUAUCAAGCUCCAAAUGAAUAUUUUUUGGAGAAAACUUAAAAACUUAACUUUGGUUACUCCAAUUUCAAUUAUUUCUUGCCAUUACUCACUGGGUAAUAUGUAUGAUUCAUGACAAGUUUAUGAUAAUUUGGUUAUAUCAAAGAAAAAGUUAUGAUUAGCUUUGAAACAUCUCACUGGUAUAAUAACAAUUUACUGGCAGUCCUCUUUGGGUGUCUUCAAUAGCAUGGUAUGAAUGGUAUUGGUACACAAGUCAUUUUAAACUUUAAUUGUGUUCUGGUUGUAACAUCAGAGAAGUUUCCCGUUGAAUAGACGUAAAAACCUAGUAAAAGAUGCCAUAAACAUUUUAUGUAUAAUAACUGCCUUAAAGCCUUAGUGCCUGUAAAUGUAACAGUCUGAUAUUUUAAGUAAAUUUUGUACAUUUGCAUACACAUACAAUUUUCUUAUCAACAUUUGAAUUUUUUCUUUUUAUGUUUGCUUCAUGGUGUAAAGAAACAGAGCUAGGUAACUGGAAUAGAUGCUUGUUUAAAAAUCUGUGGUGAUUUAGCCUGUUAUGAUGCUCACCCUGUACAUAUAUAGUACUGCAAUUGUAUUAGUGGACUAAAGUCAAAAUAUCCUUAAUAUAUAUAUAUAUAUAUAUAUCUGAUUACCUAAACGAAAAGUGAACUUCAGAGAAUAGGUAUCACCAUAUUUAUAUGGCUGAUAACUUACAAAGUCAUCGGGAAUUUCGAAGCACUGUAUGUCCAGCUUUGUAUUAUUAUCUAAUGUGUAAUUACAGUUUAACAAAUUUUUUUAUUUUGUUCAGUAUUUAUUUAAUUAGAAGUUUAACAUUUGGAGAAACUAUUCACAACUUUUUUAAUUCAUAAAACAGUGUAUAGCUAAACAGGUGCAGAUUAGUUUCUCAAUUAAGUAUUUUAUUAACACUAAAACUAAAUUUAAUACUUGUAUUUUGCAUAAAAAAAAUUCAGUAAUAUCUUAUGCUAUAUAAAAUGAAUAACUUGACCAAACACACAACACUGUUCAGCAGAUCUGCAGUAUCAUUGGAAAGAUAAAUACUGAAAAAUGAAAUUAACUUCAUACUGUAUUGUCACAUACACUUUGGGUAAACAAAUAUUUGCCAGUUUUAGGUAUUAAAUCAUUUCCUCUCUAUGAAUAUCAAAAGCCACCUUAGGAUCAGGCUGAUUUAUUUUUAUCUACUUUAUCAAUUUGUUCACCAUACAAUGCUCUGUAUUCCUGAUGCAUUUGUAUAUUAUCUGACAGGAAAAUUAUGAUAUCUGUUCUCUGAAGUUAAUUUUUUGUUUUGGUAAUCAGGCCUCCAAUCUGAUUUCAUUCAUUUGGCAUAAUUUUCCUCUCCAUAAGUAAUCUAAGAAUUUUAUAUGUUCAUAUAGAAGUUUACUAUGUUGUAAAGCAGAACAAUGUGUGAACUAACUAAAGUAAUUAAAAUAUAACAUGCAAGUGAUUAUCAAACCCACUGUCACUUGGAUUUACCAGUAACAAAUUAUUCAGUGGUAAUCAAGUAAAUAUGUAAAAUUAUCCACAUGCUAUGUUGUCAUCUUUUUAAACAAACAAAAAAAACUUUCCAUCAUUGUGACAACCAAAGGGAUGUGCCCAAUUUGUAUUGUUAGUGUGUGAAUGUGAAAUAUACAUACUGAAUUUUAUUUAUUAUAACACAAAAUGUUUUAAAGAUUUAGUAUUUGUAAUUACUAAAGUUAUAGGGCAGUAGUUUAGUUUCAGAACUUAUGUUUUGACAUUUGCUAUUUAAUAAAAUACUAGUACAUUUAAGACUUUUUCAUUGUGCCUGUUUAUUUAAGUGACCUUGAUGGAAGUUUUUCAAUGUACGAAUUGAUUAAUAUUGAACUGGGACCAUGCUUUUGUGCCAAGAGGAGCUAAGAUAAACUCAGUAAAUGAGAUUAAUUGUGUAUAUGUAUAUAUUAACUGUAUAUUGUGUUCUGUGUAUGAAGUAUUUAGAAAUUGUAUUUGUCUUAAUGUGGGAAAAGGUCUGUGUUUUAAAGUGACUGAUAAUUCAAAUUACAUUACUUGAUUUGUGUGAUAUUAAGUAAAACAAACAUGUAUAAGGUAAUUAGUAUUAAUUAGGAUAAUUAUUUAAACUAAAAUUUCAAUAUUAUUCAUAUGAAAAAGACUGAAGUUGUUGCUGACUUAUUUCAAAUAGUGUUUCUGAGUGAUAUUGCCAAAAAGACACGUAAUACAUAUAUGAAUUCGUUUGUAUUUGAGUACAAAAGCACCAGUUUGCGGUGAUUAGUUAUGCACUGCUCAAUUUUGCAAGAAAGCUGGAAACUUUUAGAGUAAUGACAAAUAACUUGGAUUAGGUUUCAGUGUGUGUAUACCAAGAGGCAUGUUUUUGUCAGUACUGUAGCUUAAACAUUCCCACUACAGCAUCCAGCAAUUGGACUCUACUAACAACUUCAUAAUUAAGAUUGGAUCAUUUAAAUGUUUGUUUUAGAGCAGUGUGGUUAUAGCCUAACUCUCUUUUCAGCCAGAAUUUGUGAACGAGUCACUUAAAAACUGACAGAUUAGGAGAUAUUCUUUAUAAGAAUAUUAAAACAUAUCAUUAACCUGAAGUUGAAUGUACUAAUGACUAGGUAGUUAGAAACUGGUAAACCUGGAUCUUGGCUUUCUAGAACUGAUAGAACAUUCUUUUUCUUAACAUAUGCUUAAUUCAUCACUGAUUGGUCACUUGAAACAUUGUUCUUCUAUGUUGCUAACACAAAUAAGACAGAGUUCAUAAUUGAGGGCAGUAUUCUAAGUAAUGCAUGUAUUUAAUUUUUAAUAUUUUCUUCUCCAUGAAAUACUGGCAUCUCUUUCAUCAAAAAUAUUUAUUUGUGGUGUGAGUCUGUGGAACUAUAGAAAAGCUUGUAAUAUUUUGUAAUAAAGCCACACACGUAUUUUUGUUCGUAAUUGACCGAAUGCAGACAAGUUAAUGAUAACUGAUACAUGUGUGCCGUUAAGAAGCUGAAAAGUAGGCUAAGUUAUAAAGGCUAUUAUGGUGCUUUUCAGUUCCAGUUGUAAGAUUUGCUCUUUAUGUGUAUAGUCAUGUUUUGUAACAUUGGGUUUUGAAGUAAAUUUACUUAAAAGUUUUGUAAUAUUAUUCUCUACAAGAUUGUGAAAUAAAAACUUUUUGGCUUCAUUUAA
Limulus polyphemus (Atlantic horseshoe crab) is the source of this 7824-nucleotide messenger RNA. Its product is annotated as death-associated protein kinase 1-like. NCBI's taxonomy places the organism in Eukaryota, Metazoa, Arthropoda, Merostomata, Xiphosura, Limulidae. The transcript has 17 exons. The record is from RefSeq and is a predicted model, not a curated record. Gene Ontology annotation, biological process: signal transduction. The annotation marks the transcript as partial. Gene Ontology annotation, molecular function: protein binding.